CUCUGGGGAACACACAGACUGAGGUUUCCAGAUAACCCCUUUCUCAGUCCUGCCUCGCAUCAGGCUGGCGGGCUGUGUACCUGGACUUCCUGGGACAGUGGCUGGGGUUUGAGCAGAGACCUGGCUACAGGAUGAAGCUGCCCACCAGCUUCUUGCUUUUGUGGCUCAGCCUGGGGGGUGGCCUGGCACAGAGUGACACCAGCCCUGACACAGAGGAGUCCUAUUCAGACUGGGGCCUUCGGCACAUCCGGGGCAGCUUUGAAUCCGUUAACGGCUACUUCGAUUCCUUUCUGGAGCUACUAGGAGGGAAAAAUGGAGUCUGUCAGUACAGGUGCCGGUACGGAAAGGCACCAAUGCCAAGACCUGGCUAUAGGCCGCAGGAGCCCAAUGGCUGCAGCUCCUACUUCCUGGGUCUCAAAGUACCAGAAAGUAUGGACUUGGGCAUUCCAGCAAUGACCAAGUGCUGCAACCAGCUGGAUGUCUGUUAUGACACUUGCGGUGCCAACAAGUAUCGCUGUGAUGCAAAAUUCCGGUGGUGCCUCCAUUCUAUCUGCUCUGACCUUAAGCGGAGCCUGGGCUUUGUCUCCAACGUGGAAGUAGCCUGUGAUUCUUUGGUUGACACUGUCUUCAAUACUGUAUGGACCUUGGGCUGCCGACCCUUUAUGAAUAGUCAACGGGCAGCCUGCAUCUGUGCAGAAGAGGACAAAGAAGAGUUAUAAGGAAGAGGUGAUUCUUUUUUUGGUUUUGAGUGACACCACAGCUGUCAGUCUUGGAGAUGGUAGUGUGGCAGAUGUGUCUCAUCCUUUCUUCCAAAAGUUUGGGUACCACAAAGCAGGAGAAAGGAAAUAUUCUACAGCUGAAAAGUGCGUCCCAUCCCCUGAGGAGAACUGGAGAAAAGACAUGGAGUGAUUUGAAGGCUAUUCCUCACUUUAACACUGGUCUCCCCAACCAAGACACAUUUGCCUGGAAAUUCAGUUCUUAGUUUAAAGACUAAAAUACUUGGAUUCCUGGACUUGAUAAUUAUACUCAUAAGUGAAAUUUUGGAGAGUCCAACCACUUGGGAGGCAAUGACUUUCCUCUGGUCCGUGUGUGAGGUGCCAGUAAUUAUCUCACAUUUAAUAAAGUAUACUUUUUAGAAAAUUUGAAAUGAGCUGAAUGUAUUCCAUUAUCACCAGUAUGCUUCCAUUUCACUUAGAAGAGAACAGAAUCCAACCUGGUAAGUUCCACCAAUGAUAACAGUUAUUUCCACUGGUGCUGAAAAGAUAAGAACGGGUUGUCAGACGCUUACCUGAUUAAAGCCAAUGGAGGUGGUGAUCAGAUGGAGUUAGGUCUCUGAGUUUCCAUUUUUUCCUUCAGUGAACUAUUCCUGUUGAUAUUCCCAAUUACUAGGUGGUCUUCAUGUCAUGAUAAGAUCUGAGAAGCACUUGGUAAAAACUGCCACAGAAGAUAGCUAGGAAAAGUCCCUGAAAUCUGAGGGGAGUGAGAGACAAAUGGCCAUUCCCUCAAUAGUGGUUAUCAACUCUGUGAAUCACCUGAGGAGCAUAACAAAACAAAGAAUCUCUGAGGGUGGUAUCUACAUAUAGGCAUACCUUGGUUUAUUGUGCUUGGCAUUAUUGUGCUUCACAGAUGCUGCGUGUUUUACAAAUCGAAGGCAAGACCUUCCACCAACAAAAAGAUUACGACUCGCUAUUUACCAUUUGGCCCUUUACAGAAAAAGCUGGCCAACCCCUGAUCUAGACCAUUUUUCUCCUUUCCCUUCCUUUUGUUAAUUCUACUGUUUCCAUUAAGAAUUGUUGAUUGUAGCCAUUUCUAAAAAGAAAAAAGAAGAUAAACUGUGUUUUGAUCUUAUAUAAAGUCAUGAAAUUAAUUGGCAUAUUAAAAAAUUGGAAUUAACUGCAUAUAAAAUUUAUUUCUGUGGUUUAUGAUAUUUAUUUCAAUAAAAUGUAUUAAACACCUACAAAACAGUAUGGUAUAAUGUUAUACCUUUUUCUAUUGUCGUAUCAUUCUGAGGGCAUAGAAUGCCAAAUAAUAGGGUAUGAUACCAAAUUUUAAGUUUGUCUACCAUUCAGUCAUUGAACCAC
Rhinolophus ferrumequinum (greater horseshoe bat) is the source of this 2081-nucleotide messenger RNA. It is a transcript of the gene PLA2G12B, whose product is annotated as phospholipase A2 group XIIB. NCBI's taxonomy places the organism in Eukaryota, Metazoa, Chordata, Mammalia, Chiroptera, Rhinolophidae. Gene Ontology annotation, molecular function: calcium ion binding; A2-type glycerophospholipase activity. Gene Ontology annotation, cellular component: extracellular region. Bases 132 to 719 code for a protein of 195 amino acids. Gene Ontology annotation, biological process: cholesterol homeostasis; phospholipid metabolic process; triglyceride homeostasis. The transcript has 4 exons. The record is from RefSeq and is a predicted model, not a curated record.